Molecule: messenger RNA, 1920 nt
Organism: Penicillium expansum
Lineage: Eukaryota; Fungi; Ascomycota; Eurotiomycetes; Eurotiales; Aspergillaceae
Exons: 1
Coding region: 1-1920 (639 amino acids)
Source: RefSeq, a predicted model, not a curated record
AUGGGCAACUCCCUAUCGAGCAAAGCCAAAGACGAGACCCACCGCUCCAACCGCCUUUCAAAGCCCCUGACGAAGAAGUUCAAUGCCAGUCAAAGUGCCCAACGCCCCGAAACAGAUCAUCCAACGAUCAAUGCAGGACUGAUAGGGUGGCAAAACCCUUGGGUUGGCAAAAAUCUCCCCAGCACCUCUGUGGAAAAAAGGGGUAGUCAUCCCAAGAAGGCAGAGAUCCCACCUACCCUUUUUGAAACAGAGUCGCCCGAAGAGACCCCGACUGAGGAGCGAACUUUUGUUGAUCAGAGUCCCACGCAGCGUCGUCCAACCCGCCCAAGCCUGUUGAGCACAACCUCUUCGAGAAGAACAUCGUACCAGUCGGAUACUUGGGAAUCAGCUUCCCAAUGCUCGCCUCUUCAUGAACAUCCACCAAAACGGGCCAGUUCGACUCGAGUUCCCCUACAGAGACACAAUAGCGCUGUCUAUGAAAAGCACAUUGGGGAUGCGACCUCUUCCAACACCCACUUCUUGGUUGGCAACCAACGGUUCUCACUAACACGUCGACGAUCGCUCCUGACACGACCCGGGGUUGCCACAAGACGCACAACAGGCGCAAUUCGACGUGUCCCAUCACCCAUUGGAGAACCUGAAAACCCGAUCGAGGACCCGACUGAGUCAACCGUUUUGCAAUGGCCAUUGCCUUCCACCCAAAGACCGAUGCGUCAGCCAUCCCCAGUGCGGCCAGCGAGUCCGAUGGAUGCCCGAUAUACCCAGCUCGGGGCACUCAAACUCGGGUCCUUGCGAGUGGUAAAUGGCUCGGCCUCCCCAUGUCCGAGCGAACGUAUCCCUUUGGAAGGUUCUGGGCUUGGUCUUGAGAACAUAGAGGUUAUUGGGCCUAGCAGGGGGUCGACGCUGGAGAUUCCAUCCUUGCCCGACUUGAAGAAAUCGGACGAUGUUCCGGACAGUCCAUUCUCUUUCGAAAAGUCUCCCACCAUCACAGUCCAGCCUCGGAGAAAAUCAUUGUUUCCUGGGGAUCCAGAAGACGAAGGAAUUGUCCUCUGCGACGAUACUAGAAUCCAAUUGGAGAAAGGUGUUUUGGACGUUGGUCUUUCCCGGAGCACGUCUCAAUCCCUCAACAAGUCCGACAGUGGCUACAGCUCUGCCACCUCAGUCCACUCCGUACAGCGGAGCCGGACUCAGAGUUCUGCUGGCUCACAGACGUCUGGCUCAUGUGGUGCAGACAGCUCAAAGAACGUCCAUAUCCCGAAAGACUCGGCUUCAUAUCGAUCAGGCGAUAAAGUGCAGCGUCCCCUGAGCCUGCAGACAAAACCGGACGAUGACUCAAGGCUCAAUCCAACCCCUACUCGCUGGUACGAUUCGACCGACCCAACACCCCUCGUCCCGUCACGAUCGCGUCGGUCAACGUUGUGUGCGCCCCGAUACACGGAGUAUUCUUCGCCGCGCGAAUCUAUCUUCGGGGUCAGAUCCACCGCCGUGGUCUCUAUUCCACACCAGAGCCAACAAGGCUUUAGCAGGGGGCCUUUGUAUGGGGAUCGAUUGUCCUUGAGCUCGUCUGAUCUUGCUUCUACUACAGGGUCUGCUACAAGUGGAGAAUCACAACUCGGUCACCAUCAGCCAACUACCGAAACCAAGGAGCGACUUCGCAAGUCCGUCUCUGAGUAUCAUAUUCAUGAAGAGUACAAUACACAACAACUAUCCCGAUCCAGAAGUCGCAUUUGGAGCAAUAAACCAGGCGUUGAAGUUCCUCCGCUGCCCACUAUGACGUCUCCAGGUUACUUGCAGGAUGGCCUUGACCUUGAUGCUGAGUUGGCCUCUGAGCCGAUGCGAGGCCGGUCUCGAAGCCGGAACGAUGACUACCACCGCCGUCGGUUGACGAAGGUCCGUCACCAGACGGAUGUGUGCAUAUAA